UACCGGCGCGCGGUAAAACAGUCGGCGGUGUCUAACCUGCGAGCUUACGUGGAUCCUGGUGGAUCCCUUUACGAAACUUUGUUUAAUAGAAAGAGAGAGAGUGCACGGAACGUUACAGACAUGACUACGACGAGUUACUUGGACUUGGACUUGGACAAGCUAUUCGAGCGGCACACUAUCAAGGAGAUCGAGGAGAUUCAGAAAAAGAUUCAGCUGGAAAGCGACAGGAAGAAGAUAGAGUUGCGAACGCUGGUCGGGGAGAGAUAUCGGGACUUGAUAUUGGCUGCUGACACAAUCGGGAAGAUGAGGAUCACGUCCGAGAAAGUUAUCGAGAGAAUCGCCAACGUAGAGGACAGGUUUAGGGAGCUGCAGAAGAAAUAUCUCAUCGGUUUUAAAACGGAGCCGAUCGAGGACAGGCUGGACAAAAGGGGUCACGUUUUUGACUCCGUCGUCAUCCAGAUCAAGAUCCUAAUGGACAUCCCGCAGUACAUCUGGACGAGCAUCGAGAAUCAGAAUUUGCUGUUUGCCACGCAGUUAUACAUAAUAGCGCAACACAUAAAUUACAGCCUGAUGUUUGAAGUCGGCAGCGUCGAGCUGCUGCACAGAUAUCCAAUUGUCUCGAAGCAGUGGGACGUUAUCAUGCAAUUCAGGAACAUCAUAUCUAACGAGUGCAACAAAACAUUGCAGUCGUUGGACGUUUCGACCACAAAUGCCGCAAACUGCUUGGCGUCCCUCGUGUUCUUGAAUGAAUCGUCGUUUGCGAAUCUUUUAGAGAGAUUAAUAUCCGCGAGAAGUCACGCCAUUGAAUCUGUCAUCAAGGGCGAGAGUCACGACAGUGUCAAAAAUAAGCUCAAGCUGUGUAUGAAAAUACUCAUACAGACUGUCCACCUAAUAUAUUCGUGCUUUAUCAAUGCGGACAAUGCGCCUGGCGGUUUGGUUUUGCAGUUUAUAACAGAUAUAAAAGAUCAAGAAGCGUACACCUUGCUAUCACAGUUGGACUUGGAUCAAGACUUACUCGAAGAGUUCCUGCCAUCUGUUACCAAGCAUCACAAGCCGUUCGUUCAGGACGUACCGAAGAACUUCUGUUCGUCAGCUCUUCAAGAUAGCGUUAAAUCUUGGUUGGAGUGGGUGAAUGAUUUUUCCAAUUUCGAGGUCACUAAAUUGUUAGAUUUAAUAAUUUCCAUCAAAGGCCUGUAUAACGUUCGGGAAGAAGCCAUCAGUGUAAACCUGCCUGAAAAUUGGAAUUCCAUAUGGGAGGAGCUCUCAUUGCCGAGAAUAAGUUUCUGGAUGGAGUUCUUCCAGCCUAUUAUAACUAAACGAGCAAAAUGUAUUAUAACGAAUAAAUGGACGGAUACGCUGGUCGAUUUAAAGUCCGAUAUAGCAGAAUUGCUCGAUAAAGUGGCGCAUGAUAAGUUCGAAUUUCCGGAACACGAUUUACGUUGGUUCGUAUGGAAAGAUUCCCCCACCGACAUCCCGCAGAAACUUACAAAGAACGGUGGAUUAGACAAUAGAAGGUCCUUGCUGAUGAAAGCCAAAGGGUUUUCCCCAAACGUGAUGAAAUUGUGCGAAAAAUUCGACGAAAGUCUAUAUUCGCUAUUGUCCGAUCUUGAACACUACUUGUACGAAACCGAACGAGUAAUUACGAUAAAAGACAGCUUACUUUCGGCAAACAUAUCCUUGAUUGCAAAUUCAUUCUCCGAUCGCAACGAAGUUCAAGAACAUUUGCAAGUGAUCAGCAUCGAGAAGAUCGAAGAGCUUGUAAAAUUUAUGAAGAACACAUGCGUCAAUGAUAGACCGAAACAUGGCCAAAGUGAUAUAAACGCCAUAGUCUUGGCGAGAUUUCUCUUUGCAUUGACUACUUUAUGUCCGAAUUUAAACAAAUGUUUUACUUCGUCGAAGAUAUCUGGACUUACCAUUACAAAUGUCAAGUGGCAAGCUGUUUGCGACAAUCUGAAGGAAGAGAGUACAUGCAUGUGGUCGAUUUGGGCUAAUAUAUAUAAAGUUAAAAUAUCUGAGCAUAUGAAGAAGUGUAUAUUGAGAGAACCGAUCGAUGGGUUGCGCGUUCAUUGGAUCGUCACGGAAUGGGAGAAAGUCACCAUCGAAGAGGAAUCCGGUGAAGGAAAACGAAUAAAGUCUGAAAUUUUAAUACCGUAUCAGCCAUCGAUACCCUUGCAGAAAUUCUUGACCGCCAUCUGUAAAGAUUUAAAUAAGAUUAUACCUCACACGCUUCCAAAGAGGGUACUGCAGCAAAUUAUUGAAAGCAUUAUUACGGAAUUGUUUAAUUAUUAUCUGAACGCGUCUAAGAACAUGGACCUCAGACAAAAGCAAGCGUUUCAAGUGCUGUACGACAUAAGGUAUUGUACGUUGCUCAUGGUGCCCCAUGAAAACAAGAUUCUUAAUGAAUUGUCAGCCAAGACGUGCGACGCAGUGCUUGCGAAAAUAGAUCCGUUCGAUUACGAUGUCUUCAGCCCGUUCAUCCACACCAACGUUAGAAAAUCUGUUCAGAGAUCUUUGUUGAUAUUUGGAAACUUGGUCAGUCAUUUAGAACAACUACACUCGACAUUGGGUGCGCGCAACGAACACGCGAGCAAUGACAAAACCGAACCGCCUGCGGUGCUUGCAGUUUGUACAGGAGCACCGUGGUUCCCGCCACUAACUGUGACCGCUCCAACAAGAAACUUGCCAAUUUUGUCGGUGCCAGUACCCGAUAAAGCGCAGCGUAAGAAAGUAACGAAGGAGCAGGCGAAGAACGAUUCUACCAGUGCAAUAAAAUCCGGGGCGGCCGCGUUUUUCGGUGCGAUGGGAUCAGAUUGGUUUAGCAGCAGCAAUUAACUAUUCCUCUUGUUUUAGGAAGAUCGUGUAAAUAUUGUCAUGUAUACAUAUUGUAAAUAAGAUAUUAGAAAAGAAUGUCUUUUUACCAUUAGCUGUUUUAUACCAAUAAAACAAGUUUAGGAUGCUUGAAUUUACAUAAAUAAAAAAAAGUUGCACUCUGUU
Messenger RNA from Vollenhovia emeryi, 2994 nucleotides. It is a transcript of the gene Cog1, whose product is annotated as conserved oligomeric Golgi complex subunit 1. Bases 121 to 2832 code for a protein of 903 amino acids. The transcript is spliced from 9 exons. Gene Ontology annotation, biological process: intra-Golgi vesicle-mediated transport. NCBI's taxonomy places the organism in Eukaryota, Metazoa, Arthropoda, Insecta, Hymenoptera, Formicidae. Gene Ontology annotation, cellular component: COG complex; Golgi apparatus. The record is from RefSeq and is a predicted model, not a curated record.